AUGGAAAAAGAUCGCUUAGCCCCAUCCCUGGAGAACACAUUCCGGUGCGACGGGGGCCACUACGAGGAGGUGAAAGCUUUGUGGACAAAGCUUGCUCUGCAGCGCCGAGGGCAUGUCAACGGCACGUCUGGCUUGCCUGACGUGCCGCCCAUUUCUCGGGCAACUCUUCAGCAAUGGAAGCAGUACCUUCUUUUCUGCCGCUGGGCCGUUGCGCGCCAGCUGGACUGGCGGGAAGUCUUCUCAUAUCUCGACGACGCACCGGAAGCAGCGGGUCUGUCAUCUCCAGCUUCGCACUAUGUGACAAGCUCAAUAGUGACACCGCCAAAUAAGGUGUUUCCUGGGGAUGAAUGCAGCUACAAGGAUAUUAGUGUAAAACGUACAUCGCUGGUUCAAGGGAAUAGGUGCCAGGCGAACACAUUCACGAUGCGCGAUUUGGUAAGCAACUAUACCAAACGCUUCGGCACAUAUCCAUUACGCCUCCAUCAGCAACGUCUCUUGCGGUGGACUAAUAUGUUGACACAGUGCAUCGCAUGGCGUCUCUCUGACGCCUCAGUAAAAGGUGUGUGCGUGCCGAAAAGGGAAUUGCAAUGGUAUCGUCUUAUUUUUGCCGCCAGGGCGCGAGAAGUCGCCGGCGCGGCGUUUCCUUUGCGUGCACUACUUGCACUAUUGGAGGCUGAAGAGAACAAGGAGACGUGCGCCUCUUCGCAGACGGAGCGGGGACGUCUAGGGAGCCUUCCCUUGGCAGAGACUACCGUGCUAAACUUGACGCUUACCAUUUCGUUUAGCCCCUCACCUUUUGCUGGUGGCUCACUGGCACAAUAUGUUCCCGCACUGGCGGUGCGAAGUCUAGAGGCGUUGUGGGCGGACCAGCUGCAGAUACCGUGGGACAUGGUGGAUCCGAAGAGUAUGCCAGAGAAAGUGCGCCAGAAUUUAGUGGCGUCCUUGAAUGGUGAAGAAGAUAGCAAUAACGUGCUGCCGGCACCGAGGAAUGCCGAUUUCAAGUUGCACUGUGCCACACUGAAGGCUUUAAUCGAGGGUGUUGAUGACGCGGACGGGAUGAAGACAAAGAAUCCUUUCUUGGGGCAAAUGUUUGCCGCCCCAACACCGCUUCAAAUGGCUUCGCUUCAUCAGCUUCCUAUUCUCACACGUGUGCUGGAGACUGCAGGGUACGUGUUGCUUACUAAGAUUCGUUGCUUCUGUAUAGAAAAGAGCUACUACGUCCUUCCUUUCCUUGCAGACUUCCUCGCUGCGGCGAUCCAAGUAAAGAAGGCACUGUCGCCAUACCCUGAGGCUCCUAGUGGUUCACCAGUUGCGAGUAGCGCAAUGAUAGAAAUGUUGCUCCAGGCUAUAAUGAAAAGCAUAGAGUGUUUGUAUGCCAGACAUGUGGACAAUUGCUUGAGCAAAUAUGUAAAAAAGAUGUCGAAACGUGUUUUUGAGGUUCGUGGGAGCGCCGCAACUGUGGCGGUGUCGCAGCCAAUGUUUUACCUCCUGGAAAGUGUGGUGGAGCCAACGUUUGAAGUGCUCCUUUUGUUGAGCCAGAACGAUUCCUUGGGGGAGGAUCAAGGCUUUGCUUGCUUUAUUAUUCGUACGUUGAAGGCAGUGCUGGGGGCGAAAAUGGACGAGGUGGAGAAAAGCAGCAAGACCGGUUCACGUGCUCAGCCGCAGUGUUGUGCCGAUCGCAAGGUGCUGAUGAACUAUAUCGACGCGCAUCCCUUUUCUCUGCAGCUUCGCGCUGCUGUGCUAUAA
Molecule: messenger RNA, 1746 nt
Organism: Trypanosoma grayi
Lineage: Eukaryota; Euglenozoa; Kinetoplastea; Trypanosomatida; Trypanosomatidae
Exons: 1
Coding region: 1-1746 (581 amino acids)
Source: RefSeq, a predicted model, not a curated record